Molecule: messenger RNA, 5282 nt
Organism: Platichthys flesus (European flounder)
Lineage: Eukaryota; Metazoa; Chordata; Actinopteri; Pleuronectiformes; Pleuronectidae
Gene: picalma
Product: phosphatidylinositol binding clathrin assembly protein a
Exons: 24
Coding region: 1660-3771 (703 amino acids)
Biological process (GO): clathrin-dependent endocytosis; clathrin coat assembly; synaptic vesicle budding from presynaptic endocytic zone membrane
Cellular component (GO): extrinsic component of presynaptic endocytic zone membrane; clathrin-coated pit; clathrin-coated vesicle
Molecular function (GO): clathrin heavy chain binding; SNARE binding; 1-phosphatidylinositol binding
Source: RefSeq, a predicted model, not a curated record
CUGGCCAGAGCAUUACAGACAGGAUAACCGCCGCACAGCACAGUGUCACCGGCUCGGCGAUUUCCAAAACUGUGUGCAAGGCGACCACGCAUGAAGUCAUGGGGCCAAAAAAGAAACAUUUGGACUGUUACUAUCAAGGUCAAGUGCUGUGGCUGAAGGGUAGAGUGGUCGUCCUCCAACCAGAAGGUCGGCAGUUCGAUCCCCAGUCUGACCCAUCUGCAUGCUGAAGUGUCCUUGGGCAAGAUGCUGAACCCUGAAUGGCCCCCCCAUAGAAUAACAAAGUGCUGCGAAUAGAUGCACUGUAUGAAUGCGUUUGUGAAUGGGUGAAUGUAAAACUGUACUGUAAAGCACUUUGAGUGGUCAGCUAGACUAGAAAAGCGCUGUAUAAAUACAAAACCAUUUACCAUUUACCAUUAUGAUUAAAUCUGAACAACUUUAGUACGAUUGACUAUAGUAAAGACGUCUGAGCACAUGUUCAGAACUAAAGUGAGCCUGUAAUGCAGAGAUACACUCCUGAUCAAAAUCUUAAGACCAGUUAAAAAAUGCAUGAAUUUGCAUUUUGCACUGUUGAAUCUUAGGAAGGUUCUAAGUAGAGUUUAAAAAUGCAAAAAGAAGAAAUGGGAACAAGAGCCCAAAAGUUGUGAGCAGGCAAUUUAUUGAAAACAACAAUUUAACUGAAGUAGGCUGUUCAUCAGCUGAUCAAAAGUUUAAGACCACAGCUAAAAAAAAAAAAAAACAGAAAUUAAAGUGUAAAAAACUGACUCAGUAAUGAGUAGCUCCACCAUUAUUGUUGAUCACUUCAAAAAAUCGUUUUGGCAUGCUUGAUGCAAGUGUUUCCAAAAGGCUAGUGCGAAUGUUGCGCCAAGUGGUGAAGAUGGCUUCACGAAGGGCAUCCACUGUCUGGAACUGAAGUCCAUUUUUGUAAGCUUCCCUUGCCAUCCAUCCCCAAAUGUUCUCAAUUCGAUUAAGAUCAGGGGAACACGCAGGAUGGUCCAAAAAAGUGAUGUUAUUCUCCUGCUGAAAAACCCAGUCGUUACCACACAGACGAGGGCCCUCAGUCAUGAGGAAUGCCCGCUGCAACAUCUCCACAUAGCCAGCUGCUGUUUGACGCCCCUGCACAACCUGGAGCUCCAUUGUUCCAUUGAAGGAAAAAGCACCCCAGAUCAUGAUGGCGCCCCCUCCACUGUGCCGCAUAGAAAACAUCUCAGGUGGCAUCUCCUUGUCAUGCCAGUAACGUUGGAAGCCAUCAGGACCAUCAAGGUAAAAUAAUUCUCGUCAGAGAAUAAAACUUUCUUCCACCUUUGAAUGUCCCAUGUUUGGUGCUCCCUUGCAAAGUCUAAACGGGCAAUUUUGUGGCGUUGAAGGAGACGUGGGCUUUGAAGACGUUUCUUGUUUUUGAAGCCCUUCCUUCGCAGAUGCCGUCUGAUGGUUAUUGGGCUGCAGUCAGCACCAGUAAUGGCCUUAAUUUGGGACGAGGAUCGUCCCGUGUCUUGACGGACAGCCAUUCAGAUCCUCCGGCUCAGCGCCGGUGAGAUUUUUUUGAGUCUACCACUUGAUCUUUUUUGUUCCAUAACCCUGAGGAUCUUUUAAGAAAUGCAAAAUGACUGUCUUACUGUGUCCAACCUCAGCAGCGGUGGCACGUUGUGAGAGGCCUUGUUUAUGCAGUUCAACAAUCCUACCACGUUCAAAGACGACUUGAUUCAUUGCACGAAUGAGAUGAAUGUGAACAUCCCUCAGCUGGCGGACACGCUGUUUGAGAGGACCACUAACAACAGCUGGGUUGUUGUCUUCAAGUCCCUCACCACUACACACCAACUGAUGGUCUAUGGCAAUGAGAGAUUCAUUCAGUAUCUGGCUUCAAGGAACACACUAUUCAACCUGAGCAAUUUUUUGGACAAAAGUGGAUUACAAGGCUAUGAUAUGUCAACGUUCAUAAGGAGGUAUAGCCGCUACCUGAAUGAGAAGGCUGUGUCCUACAGACAAGUUGCUUUUGACUUCACUAAAGUAAAAAGAGGGUCCGAUGGGUUGAUGAGAACAAUGAACACAGAGAAACUCCUCAAGACCAUCCCUAUCAUCCAAAAUCAGAUGGAUGUGUUACUCGAUUUCAAUGUCACCUCUGAAGAGCUUAAAACAUCUCCACCUGUCUUCCAGGUCAAUGCUAACGAACUGACAAAUGGUGUGAUCAACGCAGCUUUCAUGCUUCUCUUCAAAGAUGCGAUUCGACUGUUUGCUGCCUACAAUGAAGGCAUAAUCAACCUCCUGGAGAAAUACUUUGACAUGAAGAAAGUUCAGUGCAAAGAUGGACUUGAUAUCUACAAAAAAUUCCUUACACGAAUGACAAGAAUCUCCGAGUUCCUCAAAGUUGCAGAGCAAGUGGGGAUUGAUAGAGGAGACAUCCCAGAUUUGUCUCAGGCCCCCAGCAGCCUGCUGGAUGCCCUGGAACAGCACUUGGCCUCUUUAGAGGGAAAGAAAGUCAAAGAAUCAACAGCAGCCAGCAGGGCCAGCACCCUGUCCAGUGCGGUCUCUUCCCUGGCCAACACCGGCAUCUCUUUCACCAAAGUGGACGAGAGGGAAAAACAGGCAGCCUUGGAGGAAGAGCAGACUCGCCUAAAAACACUAAAAGAGCAGCGUCUCAAAGACCUCCAGAGGAAUCCUGCAACAGCAACCACAGACUCCUCCCCUGUCUCCUCAAUGGGUGGAACAAUCAAUUCAGCCCCUGCCAUUGACCUCUUCUCAGUCCCCAGCUCCACCAACAGCAUGUCCAAGGCAGCCAAUGACCUUCUGGACCUGCAGCCAGCCUUCCAGCAGUCGCUGCCUCUCACCACCAAUAACUCAUGGGGAGAUACUUUUAACUAUGCUGCAGAAGCUGUGGAGGAAUCUACCUCAAACUCAAACCCUUUCAUCACAAUACCUGUUGUCGAUGCCGUCCACCCGUCCACGGCGUCCUCGGACGCUGGCAGUCUGUCCUCUCAGACACCUAGUCAUGAAGUGUUCGAUCAUUACACUCCUUCUUUUGACUCCAGCUCUUCGCUGACAUCUGAUCUUGAAACUGGUGCACAGAUAGUGACAUUUAUCACAGACUCCUUCUGUGGGCCAAGCCCUUACACCACUCUCUUCCAAUCUGAGCCCCCUGCUGUAGCUGGUCUAUUCAGAGGGUUUACAGCCUCCCCAACACCACAGCAGCCACAAGACUCUCGAGGCCUUAACGUCGACUUUGACUCAGUAUUUGGCAACAACACUAAUGCUAACAACCUGGAUUCUUCUGGUGGCAUCCUCAAACCCACAGUGACAUCCUCGCCCAAUCAGAGCAUGACCCUGAAUGGCCAACAACCCAACAGACUUGUGUCCAAUGACUUGGACUCCUCACUGGCCAAUCUUGUCGGCAAUCUAGGAAUGAGCAACGACACUGCAAAGAAUGAUCUUCACUGGAGUCAGCCUGGUGAGAGGAAGCUGACGGGUGGAAGCAACUGGCAACCCAAGUCAGCACUUUCCACCACCUGGAACCCUGCAACCAUGGCUCCAUCUGUCAUGGCCUACCCUGCAACCACACCGACAGGCAUGAUGGCAUAUGCAAUGCCUCCUCACAUGGGCUCAAUGAUGAUAACACAGCCCACUAUGAUGUACAACCAGCCUGUGAUGAGGCCAGCCAACCCCUUCAGCCCCAACCCAGGUGCUCAGUCCCCCACAACCUCUAGUCCCUCCAGUCUCAGCCCACUCAGAGCUCCAGGGAAGGACCCCUAUGCACAGCUCUUUCUACAGAAUUUUUUAUAGAGCAUCUUUAGAUGCAGUUUAUGUAACCUGAGGAGGGGCGGGAAGUCGUUCCCAUCUGAAGAUGAUUCACAACAAAGUCAAGUAUCAGAGCAAACCUGCAGUUUGCUUCUAAUGAACUCACCUCUCUGAGAAGGAUAGACCCAAAUAAGACUGAAUAACACCACAGUGACUCAGAGUGGCUCCAUCCCGCUCACUGGACAUCGUGCCAAUCUCGCCAUGUCUAUGUCACGGUGGAGGAGGAGGAGGAGGAGGAGGAGGAGGGAGCAUGUGCUGCCAUUCAAAUCAUGUGGACUCAUGUAGACAGGGAUCAGCCCAUACUGUAUCCUGGACUAAGAGAAACUCAACACCUAAAGGGAGUGACUUCUGACAUCACUUUGAUUUGAUUGAUCACCAUUUGUGUACAUGGAAAAAAGAAAAGAGAGUUGUUGUGUGUGCACACAAAUACACACAAUUUUUUUUGUUUGAGUUGUCUCUUACUGUUUUCGUUCCUCUUUCUCCAGGCAAGGCUAGAAAGUUGUCUCCUUUUGGUCAUGAUUAUUUACCCCAAACUUCCUCAAAUUAAGACAAUUGCAAAAUCCAGUUUAUACCACACUCUUUUCUUUUGUGUUCUUUGUAUGUAUUGUUUGCAGUAGACAUUCCUUGUAUAUUGUUUGUAUUUAUUUAUGAUUACCUAUCGAAAGGAUGACAUUAUCAAACAAAAUGUAAAUGUGACCAGUCACUGACCUGCCUCAUGUGGAAGGUCUUCAGGUUUAUACAUAGGUAUGAUUGAUUGUAGAAUUGGAUUUUGAGUGAUUGAGAUGAUUUUUUUUAAACAAAAAAGUUAAUAUAAAGUUUAAAAAAAGAUGACACGUUUUGCUGCUGGGGCACUAAAUAUUCUCUUUACUCGCAUGAUGCCUUGUACAGUUAUAUGUGGCUCGGGAGUGGUGGGUUGUCAACACUGGGGAUCUGUUUCAAAGUAAUUAUUCAUUAACACCAUCAAAUCUGAUAAUUUAUGACUUCAAUUUCUAUGAAUUGGACCACAUGCUUCACGUCAGCAGAAGCACUACAUUGUACGAUGGAGGCAGCAUUGCAUUGGAGAGGAGUGGAGUUGGAUGGAGUUUCUGCUUUUGAUGCUUUUGGCAUGUCAUUUAUUCUUCCAUUUAACAAAGCUCCUGGCUGCCCCAUUCUCCGGCCUGAAUGUCCUGGGUCGCUUUCAUGGUUAGAUCAUGUUUUCAUAGGCCAGCACCUGGGUGCUUUGGGCACAGUGGGGGAUGGGGUAGAGGUGGGGUUGGGGCCGGGGCCACUAAGGUCCAGUGGUGCAGGAGAAUGGAGCACUGUUGAUCGGUGCUUUGUGUAUAUAAAACUGAUCCUGCAGACAAGGGGUGGGGUGUGGAUAUGCUAUAUGGCCUGAACAUGAAAGUGGCCCCUAAUCCAUUAACUGAGCAUAUUUGUUGCAUUGUCCCCGCAGAUUAUAUUUUUUGUUAGAUUUUUGUUUUGUUUUGUCCCCCAAUAAAUUGCAAGCUUCCACAAUC